Messenger RNA from Tuber melanosporum (Perigord truffle), 791 nucleotides. RefSeq lists its product as uncharacterized. Gene Ontology annotation, biological process: chromatin organization. The record is from RefSeq and is a predicted model, not a curated record. NCBI's taxonomy places the organism in Eukaryota, Fungi, Ascomycota, Pezizomycetes, Pezizales, Tuberaceae. Gene Ontology annotation, cellular component: nucleus. Bases 84 to 539 code for a protein of 151 amino acids. The transcript has 3 exons.
GACGAAGAAUACACUUUUGAGGGAGGCUCAGGAGCGCGAGAUUUUGCGGCGGGAGUUUUUGGUUUUGCCAAAGAAGAUUAAGAAUGAGGAGAUUAGGGUUCUGUUUGUUUUUUAUGAUAGGCAUGAAUGUUGCUCUGCCCACCGGAGAGGGAGUGAUGGUUAAGAAAGGCGAGGCUGUAUGGUUCUUUUUCGAACGUGCUUGGAGAAUGUCUGGACCCCGGGAGUCGCUCUGGAUAUCGGUCGAUGAUUUAGUAUUUACUGCCCGUCCGAUGCACUUUGAAUUCUGCUACUUUAUCGUCAAUCACACCCUGGGGCCCAACGGAUUAUUAUUUCAUUUUCCUUCAUCCCCAACGCCCACCCCCCAGACCCGCACUCCGAAUCCCAAUAGAGACAACCCUACGGUGACUAAUAUGGUGGAUCGCCGCUGGUACGAAAAUAAGCACAUAUUCCCCGCGAGCGUGUGGACAGAAUUUGACCCACAUAGAGGUUACUGGAACAUGGUAAGGCGGGAUAUGGGUGGGAAUACUUUUUCCGGUUAAACCAGCUCCCUCUCAGUGGUCAACUCUGGCUGCUCCCUGGUUAGGGAUGGGUGAAUCUACUAUCAGAAGGCUCUCUUGAAAACUACGGUAUGAUAGUAUGAUACUGUAUAUGAUGUUUACUUCUUUUUUCUUACUUUUCCCUUAUAUCUUAUCAUAAACUACAGGACCCGGUUCAAUUGUUGACCCCGAUGUGGAACCAUUCGUAUGCUAGUUGCAAGGAAGAAAUUCAAUGAAACUAAUAAUUGGAUGCGU